Molecule: messenger RNA, 798 nt
Organism: Nymphalis io (European peacock)
Lineage: Eukaryota; Metazoa; Arthropoda; Insecta; Lepidoptera; Nymphalidae
Product: endocuticle structural protein SgAbd-6-like
Exons: 4
Coding region: 94-465 (123 amino acids)
Cellular component (GO): chitin-based extracellular matrix
Molecular function (GO): structural constituent of chitin-based larval cuticle
Source: RefSeq, a predicted model, not a curated record
CCAAUUAUCUUCUGCAUCACGAAUCUUCAUGGAGCUUAGUUGUUUACUUGUUGAUAUUAUAAACUAACAAUUUGUUUGAAAAUAAACUCUAAAAUGAUGCAUAUACUCGUUCUUUCUACUAUACUAGUAGUAGUAUAUUGUGCACCAUUAUCAAAGGACAGUGACGCCACAAUAUUACACUACAACUUCACAAACGAUGGAAAAGGCAACUAUAAAUACAGAUUUGAAACUACAAACGGAAUAAUAAGAGAGGAAUCGGGUGAAGUAGUCGGCAUGGGUUUGCCGAACGAAUAUAUAUUCAUAAAAGGCUUAUACUCAUACAUAAAUCCGGACGGAAUAUUGGUAACUGUGAACUAUAUUGCUGACGAGAAGGGAUAUAGGAUUAUAAAGCAACCGUCGGUUAAUACAGGCUUUGCCUACUCGAGCAUAACUCCAAAUGUUUUAGCAACGCUUCUGGGGAAGUAAAGAAGGUUGUGUUAACGGCACUCACUUAGCUGAGCGUAUUAUUUUUGUUUCAAUUGCGCAAAUUGGCAAAUAAUGCUAAUAUUAAACAAGUGUUUUGUCUACUCAUCUAUGAAAGGACUCAAUAAGGCAAAUAUGUGUGUUGACCGUUCACACACAUUUUGCUCAAUCGGUAGCAUUGUAUUGUUGUUGCGAUAUUGGGAAAGUGUUGCUUUCAGGUUCAACCCACAUGUCGAUUAUUUUAAUGAUUAUGACAGCUCACUAUUCACUUAGUAUAAACAUAACAUAAAGCGUAACUUGAAUCAAAACAAUAGAAUUAUAUAAUGAUACCUAUUU